AUGGCUUCCGAGCAGUCGCUUUCGAGCGGGGACGCGGCAUCGACUCCAUCGCUCGCAAACUCCAAAGGACCGUCUCGCGCCUCGACAUCAGCAGAGGGGACGCCGAAACCCCGCCAGGGUACCCUUGCAACGCGACUGCUGCAGAACCAGCUGAACGCGGCGAACAGGGAGGCGGCGACACCAAAGGGCAAGGGUCCUGCGACGACCGAAGGUCCUCCCGACUCGACGUCUCGCGCGCAGUUCGAGGGGCAGGAGGACUUCAUCUCCUUUGAAGCAUCGCCGUCACCGCCGCCGCAAACCGGAUCAGCUGGAGGAAGAGGGACACCGCGAGACGGCGCGCCUGGGUCGAGGAAGAGAAGCGGCAAGAGGAAGCACGAUGAGUUCGAUGAGGGGGAGCUGGAAGAGUCAAGCAGAAGGCUGCGGGACCGCGAGAAGGCGCGGAGUACGCCGUGGUGCGAGGACCCGGGCGUCGACUGGCGCAAGCACGAGACUUCCAUCGACCAGUUCAACGCCGAAUGUCGCGCUUUCGUGACUUACAUCUCCCCUACUCCGAUCGAACACCAGCUUCGCUUGUGGACUAUCGAACUCAUUCGCCGCACGAUCAAGAGCAAGUACCCUGAUGCCGACGUCCAGUGCUUCGGGAGCGUCGGAACGGGACUUUACCUGCCAGGCGGUGACAUCGACCUCGUCGUCCUUUCCUCUUCCAUGCCCUCUCCCCCACUCAAGCCCUCAUCGUCCCUCCUCCACCGCCUCGCCUCCCUCCUCCUCACCUCCUCCAUUGCCGCCCCUCAGUCCCUCGUCGUGAUCGCCAAAGCCCGCGUCCCGAUCGUCAAGUUUGUUACUCGCUACGGCGGUUUCAGCGUCGAUCUCUCGGUCAACCAGAAGAACGGUGUCGAUGCGGCCGUGAGGGUGAGGAGCAUGCUGGAGGAGUACGCGUUCAGGGAGGAGGGGUACGUCGAGCCGGGGAUGGCCGACCUCGGCGGGCCCUCGAAGGGGAAGACCGUGUCGAAGGGGAAGGGGAAGCAGCGCGCAUCUCCCGAAGAAGGCGAAGAGGCAGAUUCGGACGAGGACGAGGAAGGCCAGUUGAGCGGCGGCGCCGAGCCUCAUCCCGUUGACCACGGCGUCGCGAGGUCGAUGGUUCUGCUGGUCAAGGCGUUCCUGGCGCAACGAGGCAUGAACGAGGUCUUCACGGGCGGAUUGGGCAGCUACUCGAUCAUCUGCAUGGUCAUCUCGUUCCUUCAGCUGCAUCCGAAGAUCCAGACCUCGACGAUCAACCCGAAUCGCAACCUCGGCCUGCUCUUCGUCGAAUUCCUCGAACUGUAUGGCAAGCACUUCAACUACGACCAGGCGGGUAUUACGCUUCGAGGACGCGGUGGAUACUUCAACAAGCACGACAAGGGGUGGUUCCGGCCCCAGCAGCCAUACCUCCUCUCGAUUGAGGACCCUAAUGACCCGCAAAACGACGUCUCUGGUGGCUCUCACGCCAUUCUCCGGGUCCGACAAACCCUCGCAGGGGGCUUCGACACUCUCGCCGCCUGGCUCAUCCAGCGGCACUCGCUCCUCGCCUCUCGCUCAAAUCCCUCCCUCGUCGCCCUCUCCGCCUCCGCUCUUCCAAAUGCCGACUCCGACCCUCCGAGCCGCAUGAGCCAAAGCUUACUUGGUUCCGUCAUCGGCCUUUCGAAGCACGAUGCGGAUGCGCGAGACGCCAACGUCCGGCUAUGGGAAGACGGCGUCCUGCAGCGCCUGCUGGACCGAACGGACCCGAACAAGGGCGCCGGCGCCGGCCUGAGCAAGAAGGGCAUGAAGAAGAUGCAGCAGGAGGCGCGAGACCGUGAGAAGCGCGAGCGGACUAUUGCGCGACUCGAGCGCAAGAUCGAGGAGAAGGAGAAGAAGAGCCUGAGGCGCAAGGAGAAGAAGGCGGCGAGGAAGGCGGAAAAGGCGGCAGCCGAGGGCGGCGAGGUCCUCACGAUCCAGCCACUGGUCGACAGAUCCGCGAUCGAAGAUGCCAAGGCGAAGGAGGCGGCGCUCGAAGCCCUCGCUCCACAUGCGACCGCGCAGGACGACGAGGACGACACGUCGAUGGGCGAAGCAGGCUUUGUCAUCGACACGACCGGCUCGCGCGGUGCCGCCGUAUCGGACGAGGAGGAGAGCGACUCGCGGUAUCUUCUCGGCGUUCCUUCCGUCGCGACCACCUCCACCUCGUCACGCAACGUCUACACGCACGUCACGGACGACUCGUCGGCGAGCGAUGACGAGCAUGGCUCCGACGGCGAUGUCGUCCUCGGCGGGUUCGGCGGGGACUUCGUCCGGCACGAUGGCAGCGUCGAAGCGUCUCGCGCAACGUCGAAGACGGGAUCAUCUGUCGACUCGGACGAGGUCGUCGAGGCGUUGAUUGUGCCGCCAGCGAAGCGCGUCAUGAAGGCGACGUCGGAGAAUGGCCAGGCCAAGAAGAAGAAGAAAACGAGCCAGGACAAGGCCGAUGCCAGGAUGGCUUUCUGGGCCGCAAAGGGCAGGAAGGAGACUGGCAGCGACAGCGAGUAG
Molecule: messenger RNA, 2541 nt
Organism: Rhodotorula toruloides NP11
Lineage: Eukaryota; Fungi; Basidiomycota; Microbotryomycetes; Sporidiobolales; Sporidiobolaceae
Product: DNA polymerase sigma subunit
Exons: 5
Coding region: 1-2541 (846 amino acids)
Biological process (GO): RNA 3'-end processing
Cellular component (GO): TRAMP complex; nucleolus
Molecular function (GO): poly(A) RNA polymerase activity; mRNA binding
Source: RefSeq, a predicted model, not a curated record